CCCUUCUCCGCGGACGCCCGGCCGCUCGCUCGCCGCCGAGCCGGGCCCCCGGCGAUGCUCUGGAUCCCACCUCCCCCGGGAGCUGCGCAUUUCCGCGCGCCCGGGCGGCUCCGGCUCCGGCCGGCCCUCGCGGCCGCAGCCCGCGCUCCGCGUCCCCGGGAAGUUGUCUCCGGAGCCCGCGGCGCCUGGGUCUCCUCCCCCUGAGCCCCGCCCCCCCGCCCAGAGCUGGAUCUGCGAGCUGCCCGGCCCGGGGGCGUCGCCGCUUGCUCCGCGAAGCCUGCGAGUCUCCGCUGCCCUGCGCGGAGCGCGCGUCCCCUGCCUGGCCGGGGACCCCCCGCGCACCCCCGAGACGGCGCGCGCCCAGAGCGCGGGAGCCCGGAGCGCCGGGCGCCUGGGACCCCGCGGAGCCGCUGCCCAGCCCGCGGGGCUCGUCAGGGAUGCAGGCUGCGCUGUGAGCCCGGGCGCCAAGGCCAUGUCCGGCGCCCGCUGCCGGACCCUGUACCCCUUCUCCGGGGAGCGGCACGGCCAGGGACUGCGCUUCGCCGCGGGCGAGCUGAUCACGCUGCUGCAGGUCCCGGACGGCGGCUGGUGGGAAGGCGAGAAGGAGGACGGGCUCCGCGGCUGGUUCCCGGCGAGCUACGUGCAGUUGCUGGAGAAGCCUGGAAUGGUACCCCCUCCGCCCGGAGAGGAGAGCCACAUUGUCAUCCUUCCACCUGGCUGGCAGAGCUACUUGUCUCCCCAGGGCCGGCGCUACUAUGUCAACACGGCCACCAAUGAGACCACCUGGGAACGUCCCAGCAGUUCUCCUGGGAUUCCAGCCAGCCCUGGCCCUCACAGGAGCUCUCUGCCUCCAACAGUGAAUGGAUACCACGUGUCAGGGACCCCAGCGUACCCUCCCGAGACUGCCCACAUGAGCGUCCGAAAAUCCACCGGUGAUUCCCAGAACCUGGGAUCCUCCUCACCAGGCAAAAAGCAGAACAAGGAAAACACCAUCACGAUAAACUGCGUGACGUUCCCUCACCCAGACACGAUGCCAGAGCAACAGCUGCUGAAACCGACCGAGUGGAGCUAUUGUGACUAUUUCUGGGCUGAUAAGAAGGACCCCCAGGGCAAUGGCACGGUGGCUGGGUUUGAGCUCCUGCUUCAGAAGCAACUGAAGGGCAAGCAGAUGCAGAAGGAAAUGUCAGAAUUCAUCCGGGAGAGGAUAAAGAUCGAAGAGGAAUAUGCGAAAAACCUAGCUAAGCUCUCUCAGAACUCGUUGGCUGCACAGGAGGAAGGGUCCCUGGGAGAAGCAUGGGCCCAGGUGAAGAAGAGCCUCGCGGAUGAGGCGGAAGUCCAUCUCAAGUUCUCCGCCAAGCUGCACAGCGAGGUGGAGAAACCCCUGAUGAACUUCCGAGAGAACUUCAAGAAGGACAUGAAGAAGUGUGACCACCACAUCGCAGACCUCCGCAAGCAGCUGGCCAGCCGCUAUGCCGCGGUAGAGAAGGCCCGGAAGGCCCUCACGGAGCGGCAGAGAGACCUGGAGAUGAAGACCCAGCAGCUGGAGAUCAAGCUGAGCAACAAGACGGAGGAGGACAUCAAGAAGGCACGGAGGAAGUCUACACAGGCUGGGGAUGACCUCAUGCGCUGCGUGGACCUCUACAACCAAGCCCAGUCCAAGUGGUUUGAAGAGAUGGUGACCACCACGUUGGAGCUGGAGCGGCUGGAGGUGGAGAGGGUGGAGAUGAUCCGGCAGCACCUGUGUCAGUACACACAGCUGAGGCACGAGACGGACAUGUUCAACCAAAGUACAGUUGAGCCUGUGGACCAGCUGCUUCGAAAAGUGGAUCCAGCCAAAGACAGGGAGCUGUGGGUCCGAGAGCACAAGACAGGCAACAUCCGCCCCGUGGACAUGGAGAUUUAGAUGGGCACGCACGGCCCCGGGGGGUCCUGCCGAGGAGAGGGGCUGGGGGUCCCAUGGAGAGGAGGUGGCCGCGCCCGCCACGGGGCCCGCUGCCGAGUACACCUGCCCUCCCACCCACUGUCCUGGUCCUGGUCCUGGUCUGCCGAGCCGGGGUGAUUCCAGAAGGGAGGCCCUGCUGGGAGCGGCCAGUGCGCCCAGGCCGAGAAGACGGAUCCACAGCCCCGCCCUUGUCCCCAAGGCGGAAGCCCCCCGACUCCUGCGCUAUGUUUGCUGCACCAGGGACACACUGAGGCUGGAGCUUGGUGGUCCCUGCCGAGCCCCGCAGGGGUCACCUCCCCACCCAGAGCCAGCCGCGUCACCCACGUGUGCCCCUGGAAGCCCCGAGGCCCUCUGUCUAGCUGGUCCCCUGUGUCCUGGGCUUUGGAUGGUCGUAGGGGAAAGGUCCCUGUCUCCAACCAAGUAUCACGAUCAGAAUUGUCGCAGGAAGGCACCGCUCAGCUCAACAGCCCCCCCAACCCAGAAUUCUUUGCAGCCCAGCCCACUCUCUUCUAUUUUUUUUUUUUUCCUGUCGCAUUCUGGGAGCUCACUUCCUGGCUCUUGGCCCCUUUUCCAUCAUCUGGGGUCUUGGGAAUAAGGCCUGGCCCCUCUCCGUGCAGUCGGACCCUGCCUGGAGAGGUCGGGCUGGCACUACCUCAUUCAGCACAAGUCGGAGUGUUGAGUCACGUCUCACGCUAGGUCAGGCAUCUCCUGUCAAGUCUCCCGGCUGGAGACCCCAUUCCAUCCCACACUUCCCUGCUUCCUCAGGGAGGCUCCCGCUGCCCACCCCUGCCCCCGUCCCAGGCUCCUCACGGGGCUGGCCCAGUCCCCUGUGGGAGACGGGUUGGGAUGGCUCUCGGUCACCCCUGCCCAUCCCCCGCAGAGAGCUCCAUCUGCUUGUGUUUGGGGCGGUGGGGGGGGGGGUUCCCCGUGUGGCUUUCUCUCCCUGGUGGGCAUGGCACAGGGAGGACAGGCUCUCACGGUCUCCACGGGGUGUCCCCUUCCAAGCCAGUGUCCUGCCACCCCAGCCUCAUGUUGUCCUGCACGUUCCGGAGCCCCGCACGGAGCCCUGCUUGGUGCUGGUACCGCCUUCCCCUUUCCCCACCUCCUCAUUCCUGGGAAACGCGGAUCUGGGCGGGACAUGAGAAGCAUUCAGGACACCGCUCAUCAGUCCCUCCCUUUAUAGAAACACAGCAAACCCCGCUCUCCACCAUGUCCAACCCUGAGAAUCCACACCAAGGGACCUGAAGAAGUGGUGACUCCCCAGUCCCCGCCCACACCUCACACCCCGAAGGUGGUCACUUGGCCAGCAGGGGACAGAUGCUAGCCCAGAACCCACGCCCUGAGAACCCAUCCUUCUUCACUCAUCUUUCCCCUUGAGGACUUUGGACGUCCAGCACCCAUACGCCCCCUACAAGGGUAGGGUCCUAAGAGCACAACUUCUGGGUCCCUCGGUCUUCAUGCCAGGAGUUGGUGAUUCACUCAUCUGGGGUCUUUUGUCACCUUGUUCUUUCUCUGAGACAGAAUUAGGCUCUCACAGUUUAGAAAGAUGCCCGGUAUCCUAGAGUAAGCCACACUUUGUCGCUUGUCCUGUUGAACCAUCCCAACCAAGAAGGUCAGUGUGGAGGUUGGAUCUGUCCCUGGCAGGAAGGACCGCUCCUUCGGGAUUGGGGGUUGGGCCAUGACACCAGCAACCGAUUUUAGGAUGUUCUGUCUUGAUUUGUCUAUGAACAAUGAGUGCUGGUAGGAAUUGCCUUGUGACCGAGUGGACUAAUUUGUGGGUGAUUUUCAAGUGUUCAAAGCCAAUAGCCUUGUUACUAACAUAGAUAUUUUGAGUGUGAUAUGGCUCGUUGGUUUUUUUUUUUUCCUCACUCCCUUGCGAGGAUUCCCGAGUCUUCUGGUCCUCCCUGAGACAGGGGGGAGGGGGCUCUCUUGCCUCUCCAGGGGAACCUGAAUUGGCCCAGUGUGGGUUUUCUGAAGUCGUUCUUUCCCCACCUCCUAACCCCCCCCCCCGCCUGAGCUCAUUAGCCUCCUCACAUUAUUUUCUUUUUUCUCUGUGCUCCUUCCUUCAUCAAAGAGCUUAGUGGGCUCUGGGGACAACACAGGGCAGGGGAAAGCCCAGCAUCUCUCCUUUCUGCAUAGACGUAUGUUUUCUCCGGGAGUCUGGCAGGUCAGUAACCUUGACCUUCAUGUACGAGCGUUCUUUGCAAAGUUGCCGUUUCUAGGGAUUCUCUCUGUUGGGCUGGUAGACCUGCAUUCAUUUGUUCGUCCACUGAGCAGAUGCUGGAGUCAAGCCAGGCAUCCUGUGGGCACAGAACUGUAGCCACAUGCAGGACACACGCUCUUUCCCCGUCUCCUCUGUUCUCUGUGGAGGUGGGGGCUCUCUAGAUCUCUCUGUGGAAUGGGAGCAUGGCACCCCUUCCACGUUUAACCCCCUCGGAGCCUGUCAUCCUAACACGAACCACCACCGGGUGGUGUUUCCUGGCUGGAUGGAAGGUGGACCCUAAGGAUGGAAUCCCUUGUCCCUCACAGCCUGGAUGCAACUCAGAUCUCAGAUUUCUCUCGUUUCUUUUAAAUAACUCUCCUCACUUGACAGGAAAGAACGAAGCCCAGGGAUGCCCGAUGAGCCCAGGGAGUGAGGAGCAGGGUCUGUUAACGGGGCUCCCACUCUGGGUGAACCAAGACGAGGCUGAGGUCUAGAACAUCCCAGGGCUCCGGAGUAGCCCUGUAUCCAGUUCCUUUAUUCUUGUCAGUGUCGGUGUUCAGGAUAGAAGAGCGUGUGGCCGGGCUUGUGCUGAGUGUCUGGAAUAUUCCGGGCACAUCCGUGGUCCUCUAAGAACAAGUGAGCCCUUUCUUCCUGCCUCCUAUAAGACAUGAUUGCAUUUGAUUUUGGGGGGGGAUAUCUCUAAGAUAAAUGGUGUUCAAAGUGCGUUGGUUGGCGCAACAACCUCCAGGCAAAGCCACUUGUUCCUUCCGUCACUUUUGAUCAGUCUUGCCAAGCCCUGGACGAUCGGACCACGAGGCCAGCUGCCCGUGGGACCACCUUGGGGCCUUCUUUGUGACCCCACCUAGUGCCUGUCGGGCCAGGAGGAUCUCUGCCCAAGGAGGCGCUUCUCCCUGGGGCUGGUUCAUGACCGGAGCGAGCAAAAAAACAGUGUCCACGCUCCCAAACCAGUGGGGAGGACGGCUGUUUCUCUUUCCUUUGUGAAAACCAAUCAAUUACUAGCUUAGUGGAUGGGUACGAAAGAAUUUUGGCGGAACCAAAGUCCCUUCUUGGAAAUACAAGCCAUAAACUUCAAAGGACGUCCAAGACUUUGGCUUGUUGAUGUGAUUUUACUUCCAGCCGUGAGUGGCCUUGACAGGGAGAGUUUAAACAGGAUUCUUCAGACCCGCUGAUGGUUAGGUAGGUAGGGAAAGCACUUGAGGCGUGUUAAGUGGGGUACAGACCAGCGUAUCCCCUGAAUCCUCCCGCCCCUCCCAGACCUACCACCUUGGUUUUUUUGGUUUUGUUUUGUUUUUCAGAUUGAGCUUUUUAAACAUACAGUAUUAAAGUUUACUGACCUAGGGUGGAAUGCACCCUACUGUAUAGGGUUCCGUGAAUUUUGACAACCCUGCAGUCUUAAAACCACCACCGAAAUCAUCAUCCUGUUUCUCUCACGCCUGAAAAUUCCCUCCAGCUCCUUUAAGAGCUGAUCAUCCACACCUGCUCCCCUUCCUGCCCCCCACCGGCGGCCCCCAGUGGAUUGUCAGACCCUAUGGGGUUGCCUUUUCUAGAAUGUCCUAUGAAAGGAGCCCCUGAUGUAGCCGUCGAGUCUGGCUGCUUUCCCUUGGCUUCAUGCUUCAGGUCACCCACGUUGUGUGCGUCCCUAGCACGUCCCAUGUCUCGUGGAAUCGCACGCUGUCACACGGGUGAACCACGGGCUUCCUCGCUUGUGAAAUGCGUUGUUUGGCUUGGAGGCUCCGGGCCUGGGGUCCUCGGCUUGUUUGCACGGCUGCUCCCUGUGCUUCCCAAGGCUCCUCCAAUGCCAGCCGUGCCCGCCAUCAUUCUUGGAGCUCACACUUGCCCUCGUGGUUCAUUAUAGGUUUUUGUGCGGAAAAGGGCUGGGGGGCUGGGGGAGGGGUGCCUCCCACUUCUGCUGCAUCCCAAAGCUUGCACCUUGGCUGGUAGCAGCUCACACGGCCUUCGACUUCUACUGAGCCUCAUGAGGGGGGCGUAGAAGGUGAAUGGGCAGAGUGCGGGUGGAAACACAGAGGGCAACCUUGGGCUGGCCGUGACUUCUCCCCGGAUCUCUGUUCCUCCAUCAGCAGGCCGCAGCUGUGCCUUCUGGUGUCCCCAGUCUCCUCCAGCUACUGCUGUCCCUCCUCCCCUUCUCAUUCUCCAGGUCUGUACCCGACACUAUCAUGCCUGCCCUGAGCCCCAUCGGCAUGCUUGUGCAUGGUGAUGUCUGAAGCCCUCCCUAGAGGGAUCCCCUGGUGCUUCUCUCGUUUAGACAUGAAUGGAGCUAAAAUUAAGAGUUUCCCGAGCUGUUGAGAAUGAGGGAGUUCUGCCUAGGGCCCUGAAAGGAACACUUGUACGUCAUUACCUUCAGGGUCUCCCCGCCAACCCCGAUCUUAGAUCUCAUGUCCUGAGGUCUAUUUCAAAGGACCAAGGCAAGCAGGAUGGAGACAGAGCCUCUUCCCGUGAGCUUCUUGGCACUGCUGGACCCUUGCUGAGCUGGUGGUCACACCGAGCCAAGCCUGUGCCUGCAGCCCCCGGGACGGGGAGGGAGCGGCCGAUAGUGGCAGAGAUGAGCCCGAACCCAGCCAACCGGGCAGGCAAGGAGCAUGAUCUCCCCACCGCCAGGUGACAACUCCUCCCAAUCGGGUCUUGAUGGUGUCCUGCUAGAGGAGAGGUGAGCCCUUGGAGGCAACCAGGUAGCCCUCCGAGCCAACGGAAGACAUUCCUGGGGUCAGGCCAGGCGGGGAGGGGUGGGCCGUGGAGCCCAAGUCUGCGGGACCCCGUUCUUGGGCACAUCUGAGUUGAGUUUUGCCAGGGAUGAUUCUUGGCCCCCACCCCCAUGGGAGUAUUACUUCUGUCUGGCCUUUUCCUGAAGGUAAAGGACGCCCCUCCUGCUGCAGCAGGUCUGGGUGAGAAUGAGGUGACAGAAACGGAUGUUUUGUUUUCCCUAACCCUUUUCAUGCUGGGGCUUAGAAAAGAGUCCUUGUUGGGAGGUGCCUCUGAGGGGGCUGGGGGCGUCUUUGGGUCUUUCUUUGGGUGUGGUUUGGGGGACGCUGAUCCCUUGUGUUGGAGGGGCAGUCCUAACAGGAUAGCAGUUCUGGGUCUCCAGAGGGUCUGGGCACACAGGUGCCAUCAUGGGGAUGGAGACGGAAAGCAUUCGGCGCCAGGUUAAGAGCACUGGUCUGUCCCGGGUCCACCACCUCGUGGAUCCUGUAACCCAAAUUAAAGUCACAUUCCCUCCCGGGACCUCCUUACUCCCUCUGUCUGUCAAGUAAGCGGAGACACGCCCUUUCCAGCAUCACACACAGCAGACCAGCUGCUGGGAGCUGUGGUCUCCAGGCAGCCGUGUGGACCCAGGAACAGACAUUCAAAGGGACACCAGCCAUCCUUGGCGACUGGGUCCCAAAUUUGCAUCUCUUCCCUUCCCUGAGGAAGGAGAUGAUAGCGGGGUGGGGUAGGAGGGUAGGGGGGCAGUCCUUUCACAGACGAGCACAUCAGCAAACCCUACGACAGUGGGAUUUUCUAACAAAAUAAACUUGCUUAUUUGGUCUGUUUUCUGUAACUUUUGCUAAAUACUUUAUACAUUUUUAAUGUUAAAAAAGCCGUGUCUCCUGCCAGCAUUCCUCAUCCCGGUAUGAAUGUGUUUACUCCACAUUGUAUAUCUUUCCACCCUCUGGCUGCCUAGAUCAGUAAAUAAAAUUGAUGUACUAUAAUUUA
Mustela erminea (ermine) is the source of this 7874-nucleotide messenger RNA. RefSeq names its product growth arrest specific 7 (gene GAS7). Gene Ontology annotation, cellular component: actin filament; cytoplasm; plasma membrane. Gene Ontology annotation, biological process: actin filament polymerization; neuron projection morphogenesis. The coding region runs from base 473 to 1903 and encodes 476 amino acids. NCBI's taxonomy places the organism in Eukaryota, Metazoa, Chordata, Mammalia, Carnivora, Mustelidae. Gene Ontology annotation, molecular function: actin filament binding. The record is from RefSeq and is a predicted model, not a curated record. The transcript is spliced from 14 exons.